GGUGCUCAUUCUUUCUUUCUUUCUUCCCUAAUCUCAUCAUAUCCUGUUACUGUGUGUUCUUAUUUUUGUCCAUGAAACUGAAGCCCACAAAAUUCUGUAAUUUACUUCAACUUCCGCCGCCCUGCUCUUUCCUGCUGCUGUUCUCUUUGUUGUUCCUAGUGGAUUACGGAGUUAGUGGGGAUGAGGGGGGUGUUGGUCUCCACCCAGCAGACAGGGCUGCACUUUUGGAGUUCAAGUCUCAUCUCCAAGACCCCUUCCACUGCCUGGCAACCUGGGAUGUUGCAACUGCUGGUAACUGGACGGGUCUCGCCAUCUCCACCUCGACCGGCCGACUCACCUCCCUCAACCUCACUGCCCUCAAUUUGUCUGGCCCACUUCAUCCCUCUCUCUGCAACCUCACUUUUCUUGAAACCCUCAUUUUAUCUCGCAAUGCUUUCCGUGGUUCACUUCCCUUUUGUUUUGGGCUCUUUUCAAUUCUUAAAACGUUGGAUCUUAGCUACAAUAUGUUUGCUGGUGCUUUCCCUCAACCGCUUGUAAUGCUCAGCCAGUUAACUGAGCUUGAUCUUAGCCAUAAUGCGUUUGCUGGUGAAAUUCCAGUUUGGGUUGGAAAUUUCUCUUUGAAACUUGAAAAACUUAAUCUGGCGUUCAAUGCAUUUCGAGGUGAGAUGCCUGCUAGCCUGUAUUAUGCAAUGUCGUUGCGGUACCUGGAUUUAUCCCAGAAUUAUUUGAUUGGGAGUCUUGCUGAUUUUCACCAAGCUUUGGUGUAUAUUAACCUGGAGUCCAAUUUGUUUUCGGGUACUUUGCCCUGUUUCCUGUCGUCCUCUCAAUCCCUCUCGGUGCUCAAUUUAGCGAAUAAUUCAAUUAUGGGAGGAAUACCGGCUUGCAUUUCUAGUUGUCACGGAUUGACACAGCUGAACUUGUCAUCCAAUGAACUCCAGUAUGGGAUUUCCCCAAGAUUAGUUUUCUCAGAGAAGUUGGUGGUUCUGGACUUGAGUUUCAAUGCCUUGUCAGGUAAUCUUCCAAGAAAUAUCGUUGAGACACCUGAAAAGUCUGGCCUUUUGCUCUUUGAUCUAUCUAAUAACCAGUUCAUUGGUGAUAUUCCCCCAACAGUUACAGAGUUGAAGAACUUGCAGGCUCUGUUUCUCUCCCAUAAUCUUCUUACGGGUGAGAUACCAGAGAGGAUUGGCAACUUGACCUAUCUUCAAGUAAUUGAUUUGUCACACAACAAAUUAUCUGGCUCAAUUCCUUUGGAUAUUGUUGGAUGUUUUCAGUUACUAGCAUUGAAGCUGAACAACAACAAUCUUUCUGGUGAAAUCCCACCGGAACUUGAUGCAUUGGAUAGUUUGAAACUAUUGGCUCUUGGCAACAAUCUAAUAUCUGGGGAGAUACCUCUCACCUUGGCAGGAUGCAAGUCGUUGGAAGUUGUAGAUUUGAGUUUUAAUAAUCUAUCAGGCUCUUUAAAUGAUGCAGUAGCCAAAUGGUCUAAACUCAAGUUCCUCUCCCUUUCUCAUAACAACUUCAAUGGAGCUUUCCCUAGUUGGCUAUUCACAUUUGAAGCCAUCCAAACAAUGGAUCUUUCUGGCAACAAGUUUUCUGGCAACAUACCAGACGGUAACUUCAACAUUAGUUCGAAUUUUAACCAUGGGUUCAGUGGUGGAGCAGAUUUCGGUCAGCCAUCAAUUUCAUUUACUGAUCCGGAUGUACAAGUUUCUGUAACAAUUGCUGAUAAAACUGAAUUGGUCUUCAACUACAACCUUUCCACGAUAAUCGGAAUCGAUAUCUCUGAUAAUUUGCUGCAGGGGGAAAUUCCAGCAGGACUUUUCGCAUUGCAAGGCCUGCAAUACUUAAACUUGUCCUAUAAUUUUCUUGAUGGUCAAAUUCCAGUAGGAUUGGGGAAGAUGUGGAGUUUGAAGGUCCUGGACUUGUCACAUAAUUCUUUCUCAGGUCCCAUCCAAGAAAACAUUUCCAGUCUUGGAAACUUGACACUCUUGAAUCUAUCAUACAACUGUCUUUCUGGGAUUAUCCCUACAAGGCAAGGGUACUGGAAAUUUCCUGGGGCAUUUGCUGGCAAUCCGAACUUGUGCUUGGAAUCCUCAAAUGAUGGGUGCAAGGGGCAAGGCCUUCCAGCUGUGCCGGGACGGUCAUUCAAAUAUGAAAAUGAGAAUGGAGUAAUUUCGAUUUGGGUUUUUUGUGUUAGUGCUUUUGUUAGUUUUUAUGCAGGUGUUGUUGCUCUCUGUUGUUCUGCUCAGACCAGAAACUACAUUUUGCAGACAAAACGAACCAGCUAAUGGCGUUAUUCAUGCUACUGAUAGAUUAUUACCACACUUUUAUGGAUA
This is a messenger RNA of Sesamum indicum (sesame), 2336 nucleotides long. The record is from RefSeq and is a predicted model, not a curated record. Lineage: Eukaryota; Viridiplantae; Streptophyta; Magnoliopsida; Lamiales; Pedaliaceae.